AUUUACCUUACUAUCAGUAUCAUGGCUGUAAAGAACUGUGAAACUGUUAUAUGGAGAGUUGUCGAUUUUUAUGUUAUUAUCACGCUGAUAUUGACAUAUUUUAAGGAAGUAGGUGGUGCAAAUUACCAUUAUGGUGUUCUUGCUGCCGAGUCCUCAUCAGAAAGUAAAAAUUUUUGUAUUAUGUACCUUGAAGACUUCUUACCCUUGCCAACUGUCAAGCAGAAAGAGGACUUUAGGCCACUCCUUGACCAGUCUAACAGAGAAUUCUGUGACACACCACCACCUGAAUAUCACCCCAGUUUUGAAGAAAAAGUAGUUCUGGUGAGAACAAGCAACUGUAGUGUGGUAUCUCAGGCUCAGGUAGUACAGAAUUUGGGUGGAGCAGGAUUACUGGUAACUGUUCCUGAAGAAAACAUGAGUGCAGUAGAGGGUAACAGCUCCCUAGCACAGGACAUCAACAUUACAGUGGCUUUGAUUUCUGAUAGCUCUGUUCGUCAACUUGAGAACCUAAGUGCUGAUGUCAGGGUUUUGCUUUUUGCCCCUGAUUCAUUCAACGUUGAUUUUAGUCUUUUUAUCAUCUGGGUUGUAGCAGUAUUCACUGUAGCAGUAGGAUCAUGCUGGUCAGGACUUGUGAAACAGUCAUUGCACUUAAAGGAGACUACCAAAUUGUCAGGUACUGAAAUAGAGCAUCAUGGAAAGCCGCAAACACCACGUGAGUCUGAAGAGAGUUCAAUGAGGAUUACACCAAUUCUAGUUGCAGUGUUUGUUCUUUGUAUGGGUGCGAUGUUGCUCUUAUUGUACUUUUUCUUUGACUACUUAGUUUACUUUAUCAUCAGUUUGUUUGUUCUUGCAUCCAUGGUAUCUGUGUACAGUUGUCUGGAACCUUGCAUGAAAAGACUUUCAAUAGGAACAUGCAGACUUCCACCAGUUAACUUCCUGUGUUUCAAAGGAAGCUUAGAAGUGUAUCAAGUGGUGGUAUUUUUGUUUGCUGUUGCACUUACUGUUUCUUGGGUAAUCAUUAGGAAAGAAAGCUAUUCUUGGAUUCUUCAAGACAUUUUGGGGAUUGCAUUCAGCAUAAAUAUGUUAAAGUCUGUAAGACUUCCCAGCUUAAAGAUUUGUACAAUUCUUCUAGUACUCCUUUUCUUCUAUGAUAUCUUCUUUGUGUUUAUUACACCAUUUUUAACCGUGUUCUUUUCUUUGCAGAAAGGAGAAAGCGUUAUGGUGGAAGUAGCUACAGGAGGAAGUAGCCAAGAAGUGCUUCCUAUGGUGCUACGUGUACCUCACUUCAACUUUGACCCAAUGUCAGUGUGCUAUAAGCAGUAUUCUCUACUAGGAUUUGGUGACAUUCUAGUUCCUGGUCUCUUAGUUGCAUACUGUCAUGGAUAUGACUUGUUAGUUGGAAACAGGAGAGUCUAUUUUAUCACAACAACUGUAUGUUAUGGUUUGGGCCUGAUAAUCACAUUUUUUGGCCUGUAUUUAAUGAGAACUCCACAGCCUGCAUUACUGUAUUUAGUUCCUGCCACUUUGAUACCUCCUAUACUACUAGGUUUGGUACGAAAAGAACUUAGCCAUAUCUGGAAUGGUUACAAGUAUGCAGGGAAUGAACAGGAUUUAGCUACUCCUCCAGUAGAGAUUGUAGAGCCUGUACCAACUGUUACCAAUAAUGAGAAUGAGGAGAACAAUCCAGUUUUUUCUAGAGAAGGCAGUGGUGCUUCCAGUGAAUAUACAGAAUACAAGAACUUGCUGCAUUCAUGAUUAGGGGUAUAAGAAAACUGUUCACAAAAUAACUAUGUAUAGAUUUUACAUAUUUCAGGAUCUGGUUGAGUCAAAACUGCCACUAUACAUGGCUGAAAUAUCACACAGGGUUUACACCACACAGCUGCCUGUGGCUUGGGUGGAAUAUUUAAAUAUUUUACUUCACACUUCUAGUGAUGUAAGCUGGAUCCUUCAAAGUGUGUUUCUAGCAGCACAAGUGUUUCCGUUUUUCACUUUUGAAAAUCUAUUUAUGUCUAGUUGAGUGUUGAUAAAAGAGUAGAGAGCUUUUAUGAUGGUAGAUGGCAGUAUAUGUUCUUUCAGCUAGACUGGUUAUAACAGCACAAGCUAGAUAACCCCUUUGUGUAGCUGCUUAAUGAAAAACAUGCACAGAAAUAGAACUAGCACACAGUAUGGUAAUUUAAAGCUGAUUUUACAGUUUGCAUGAAUAUGCCAGUGAAAGAAUGAAUUUUUAGAUAACCAUUAUUAUUGUUAUUAGUGUUUCCAUACAGAGAAAGGAAAUAAAUUUUAGAAACUGUGUAGUAGGGUGAAGAUAAAAAAAAGCAAGGAUAAUAUGUUGCAGUGGUUGGGUAACUGUUUAUUGAAAAUUACAAGAAAUCCAAGAUGAGUUUAAAAACAUAAAUAGGUUUUACACACUUUUAAUUUCCUUUUUUUUUAAUAUUACCAACAGGGUAAGAGUUUUAAAGAGUAUUUAAUCUCAUAAUUGAAUAUUACUUUUAAUAAAAUUUUAUUGCAAUGAUUAAGUUUGCCAGAACAUUUACUGAAGAAUACGGGCUAGAUAGUGUACAAAUUCUGUUAUAUUUAUUUGUUACAGAUAUUUAUGAACAUAGAUUUUUUUUUUUUGAGUACAGAAAAUGAGAUUGGUAGCUUAGAUUCAAAAGAAAACAUUAUAAUUAAAAUUAGAGUUAUAUUAAUUUGAACACUAUUCUUGUACAUUACUAAAGCCAAUAUCAUAUCUUUUUACAUCCAAACAAUUCGGUGGUUUUUGAAUAGUAAAGGAUUUUAGUUUAGUUUCAGUAAUUUACAGGAAAAGAUCUAGACAAAAUCUCGUCACAAUAUAACACAGUUGAUACAAACAUAGUGAAUUUUAUUCGUACUGACAGUGAAGUUUUAACAAGAAACGUUUAUUAACUGAGCUUUUAUUUAAUGUUUUUAAUUUUUCCUGCAGUAGAAAUAUGGCAGUACAUUAUCAAAAUGUUGAAGACAUUAUCUUGUAGUAUGGUCGUAGAGGACAAAGGUCACGUAUGAGUUAUAGAUUACAUGUUAUGAUUGACGACAUUAUCUUGUAGUAUGGUCGUAGAGGACAAAAGUCACGUAUGAGUUAUAGAUUACAUGUUAUGAUUGACGAC
Molecule: messenger RNA, 3122 nt
Organism: Limulus polyphemus (Atlantic horseshoe crab)
Lineage: Eukaryota; Metazoa; Arthropoda; Merostomata; Xiphosura; Limulidae
Product: signal peptide peptidase-like 2B
Exons: 15
Coding region: 22-1755 (577 amino acids)
Biological process (GO): membrane protein proteolysis
Cellular component (GO): lysosomal membrane; lumenal side of endoplasmic reticulum membrane; Golgi-associated vesicle membrane
Molecular function (GO): aspartic endopeptidase activity, intramembrane cleaving
Source: RefSeq, a predicted model, not a curated record